GGCUUCUCACACUUCUUCACGCAAUGUGUUCGACUUAAUAGUGACACACAGUGACACCUAGUGGUGACCACAAUACUAUGCAGCUUCUGACAAUGACCACUAGAUGGCGGUAAAUGGUCAAACACUGAUAUCAAGCUAAGCAUGGUAGUCGUGUCCGGAAACAUCCGGUAGAUACUUUCAAAACAAUAGAUUUAUAAUAAAAACAAGUACUUUUCUGUAUUUCUGUAAUAAAUAUGAUUCGGUUAUAAAUAUAAGAAAUACUGAUGUCAUGUAUACAAAUUAUCUAUGUACUUAAUAUUACAACAGAAGUGAAACUCAUGAUGAUGUUUUAACGAUGACGCUGGAUUUUGACGCCCCAUACAAAGGCUUUUACGGUAAAAAAAACAAACCCCAAACAACCUGCUAACCCGUAUCAAGUGAGGACAUCGACAUUCGGUUUCCAAAAUAAAGCAAUAAUAAUGUGAGACUUUUAUGCAGUUGCUCCAAGUCCAGUUAUUAGGUCGUAUAGAUGUGAGUAUGUUCAUUAUUAUUUUUUUCAUUCAAAAAUAACGCGCACUCGAGAGAUACAGGGCGCUAGUUGUUUUAUUGUGAAAACUGGAUGUCAGCUUGAUUGGUUCACAAGCUUACCGUAAAAAUCGUUGUAAGGAGGCAUUACAAUUCAGCGUUGGUUACUGGUCAAAGCAACACACACACACACACCGGAAUUUUAACAUACAAGGAAAGCAGAUUGAAUUAACACAUGCAUUUACAUUGCAGUAAAACGUAUGUACAUUUGCGCAGCACGGAACGGAUGUGUAAAGAGUGUGAGUGUUGAAAAUGAUUGCCUCAUAUUGUAGAUAAAGGCUCUUGGGCAGCAAUAUGAUCAUUCGAGCUUUUAUUUUUGAGAAAUGUAAGCGGAAGUUUUGUUGUCUGUUGUGGCCGUGUUACUUUUACAGAAGUAACGGAACCGGGGCCGUGCCGGUACGGCAGGUAGCCAAAAAGUUGUUUUUUAGUCGGAACAAGGUUUUGCCUCCUGUGUUGCGGGUGUAAAAGUGUGUCAGACCAACAGAAGAAGUAUAAUUAAAAUACAAGUAAGCAAGAGUACAAUAGCAGAAGAAGACGUAGUAGAAGAAAAAGAAGGAGUCGUAGAACCGGAGAUAAAACUUUAUUUCACCGUGCGUCAUGAUUUCUAAACACGGGCCGCCGCCGACUGACAGGGUAAACUUUAGGACCAAAACCGUCGCUGAGACGAACUGGACUUUAAUGGAGACGGAAUAACGGGGUGAAUGAAGACAUGAAUUUCGGAGUUCCCCCAGAUUCGCUGCUACUUUUCCGUGCCUGCGACGAAGGCGACUAUGAGACGGCCCGGGGAAUCCUCGAGCCUGGAGCUCCGAAAGAGUCGGGGCGCCAGAGCAGGCUGCGGUCAGAAGUGGGGUCGGAGUGCAGCGCCGCGGAUAUGUUGUCGCUGGUACCGGUGGACUGCACGGACGAGGAGGGCAAUACCGCCUUGCAGUUUGCCUCUGCCAGCGGGCACGAGAACCUGGUCCGGUUUCUGCUCCGGAAAGGAGCCUCGGUGGACAGCCGCAACAACUACGGUUGGACCCCGCUGAUGCAGGCUGCGAGGUUUGGUCACUUGACUGUUGCCCACAUCCUGCUGGAGAAUGGGGCCGAGAUUAACGGACGCAACAGGCUGGGCGCGAGUGUCCUGACUAUGGCGGCUCGUGGUGGACACACACAUGUAGUCAAACUCCUCUUGGAGAGUGGUGCCUUUGUGGAUGACUACGAUCACCUGGCUGUCACAGCAGAUGCGGUCUCCAAUGGAAACAACAGCAAUAGCUGCAGCACGGCUGGUUUUGGAGGUGGUGAGGUUUGUCCUGAAUUGGGCAGCAUCAGAGAGUUUAUGGACAUCACAGCUCUAAUAGUGGCGUCACAGCAUGGCCAUGAGGCCUUAGUGCGCCUGCUGCUGGAGUGGGGCUCUGAUGUCAACUUUUCCCAGAAGACCACAGGCUGGGGACCACUGAUGGCAGCCACACUCAGUGGGAAGGUGGUUGUGGCUCAGCAGCUGGUAGAACGUGGAGCUGACCCAGACCGAGUCAACGUUCUGUCCAAGACGGCCUUUGAACUCGCCCUGCAGCUGAAACAGAGAGACAUCAAGGCCUAUCUGGACUCUAUCACCACAGUCCGACCGCAGACAGAUGAUGAAAGAAAAAGACCAGAUGUGUUCAGUGCCCUCAAGUUGGGAAAUUCCCAGCUUGUUAAAGAGAUCUUGGAGGAGGAUCCCACCCAAGUGAAUUCCUCCAAUCAAGAGGGAGCGUCACCUCUGAUGAUAGCAGCGGUGAGCGGCCAGUUAGAAGUGGUCCAGCUCAUGGUGGAGAAGAAUGCAGACAUAGACAAACAAGAUGGCGUUCAUGGCUGGACUGCACUAAUGCAGGCUACCUAUCAUGGUAAUAAAGAUAUUGUUAAAUACCUGCUAGAUCAGGGAGCUGAUGUCAACCUUCGAGCUAAGAAUGGAUACACGGCGUUUGAUUUGGUUAUGUUGCUGAAUGACCCAGACACUGAGCUGGUGCGUCUGUUAGCAUCGGUGUGUAUGCAGGUAGAUAAGGACAAGUCAAAACACCGUGGCAGAGCAUUCAUGACUCGCUCCAAAAGUCGCCAGUCCCUCAACAACAUUCCUGUGCCACCUGAUGACAAGGGAGGCCUUAAGUCCUGGUGGAGUAGGAUGUCAAAUCGGUUUCGCCGGCUUAAGUUGACGCACACCCUGAGGCAAGGCCUCUCGUCCAAUCGCCUGGCCCCAUUCCCUGACGAUGCUAAAACGUCACUGGAUGCCACAAUGAAGGCAAAUCGAAAGCCCGGUGCCGUGCCUAAUGGGGCGCUGGCACCGACGCCUCCACUGGGAGGGAGCGACUUUAACACGAGCUGGGCUGUCAAGACCAAAGAAGCUGGUGUUUGCAGGUCAUCAUCAGAAAAAGAAGACUUCCUCAUAACCACUUUGUUGAGAAGCGGUGCACCCUUGACCCGGCUUCCCAAUGACAAGCUGAAAGCAGUGAUUCCUCCCUUUCUGCCUCCAUCCAACUUUGAGCCGUGGAACUCGGACCGUUCGCGUCUCCUCAGGGAAGGGAAGAGUGAAGUGCCUCGUCUGCCCAUGCCGCCUCAGAGGAAACUCAACAGCAGUGGAAACUCUGACAUUACGUCCAUCAGUCGUGUGGUCAGCAGGUCCAUAAAAUUUCCCAGCAUUCCCAAGGGGCCGUCCUCCUCCUCGCCUUCUAACUCUGGUCACUACCACUCCCCCCACUCUUCUGGUGGCUCCAAUGGAGUGGCGGGGGUCAACCGGGACUCUCACAACCGUUCAGGCGGCAGUGCAGACAGUGUUCUUUCCCAGAUAGCAGCCCAAAGGAAGAGAGCAGCUGGCUUAAUAGAUGGGAAGGUCCAAGCUCCAGAGAAGCAGCACAGCCCGACACAGAGCCAACCCCAACCCUCUGUCCCAGCAUCCAGCCUGCCACUGCCUGAUAUCAGCCUCCCUGAUAUCCACACCCACUCAAGUCUGGUCCACUCUGAAAUCCACUCAAGAAGGAAGAUGGAGUUGAAGAAGAGACCUCAGUCAGGGAACUCGUCCACCUCCAAGAGCACGUCGCCCACACUGACCCCGUCUCCUUCACCCACGCCAAAGGCUGCCACUGGGCCAGGGGACUCUCUGUCUUCAGCCUCCUCCCAUCCUCGCUCCAAGAGCAGUGGAGGUUCCAGCAGUGGGACCAUCACUGAUGAGGAUGAGCUGUCUGGUAUCUUGAAGAAACUGUCGCUGGAGAAAUACCAGCCCAUUUUUGAGGAACAGGAGGUGGACAUGGAGGCAUUUUUGACUCUAACGGAUGGAGACCUGAAGGAGCUGGGCAUUAAAACGGAUGGACCCAGACAACAGAUCUUGGCUGCCAUAUCAGAGCUCAAUGCUGGAAAGGGCAGAGAAAGGCAGAUUCUUCAAGAGACCAUCCAUAACUUCCAGUCAUCGUUUGGUAGCAGCGCCAGUAACACAAGACAACCAGGUGAACCACGCUCACCAACAGGUUGGAUGAGACACCAGGUUCGUUCCUCCAGCAAGAGGUAGCCAGGAGCCAUGACGCUCAUCAGGGAGUACACAAAAGGUACUUAGAAUAAGAGUGAAACGCUGUUGACCAAUAGCCAAGAAGAAAAUAAAAUUGAGCUUUUUGGACACAUCACUAAAGGAUGCCACAGCAAAUGUUGCCAAGUUGCCAUUAACGGACCCUGGUGAAUCAAAGUUUUUCUUUUAAGGAUCUUAAAGGGCUGUGGAGACCAGCACCCUGCUCCAGUUUUUAAUAACAUUCAGUUUCAGACCCUAAUGUGCAGGAUUAAGUUGUAGAAGAUGAGUGGGUUUUCACAAAGAGCAGAAAGCAAAGGAGAUGAUGGAUCUGAGAAAAUGUGCGAUACGAUAUGUAUUGUACAAAUUGUAAGUUUAGAAAUGUGUAUUUCCUAAUAUCAAUGUGACUGAGACUAGAGAGAAUGAGAAAAAGGAUGUUAGCCAAGCUCUUUUACAUCAUUCAGUAUCGUGGACUGCUGUCUUAAGUGUCUUGAAUUACUGGACCGCUGUGUAAACAGAUGAGUUUCAGUUAAGACUGUGCCGUUAUGAUGAUGCAAUAAGUAAAUGUUUUUACUGUCUAAGAUCCUGUUGGACUUGAGAUGAGAAAAUAUUGGCAAAAACAAUAUUUCAGAGCGUUUUACGAGCAGUAUAAAUUUAGUUAAAAAGAGGUACACUGAGCAAGACUUUCCACUGAGCCCGUUGGAUGUUUGUGCAUCUGGCUACAACAUUAAACAUUUGUUCCACACACAGACAGAAGAAGCACUCUAUCACCCCAAUGUAUAAGGUACUUAAGAUCAAUGUCUUAAAUCCAAAUGAUGUUCUGGAGAGCACAGAGGGGACCAAAGAUGACAUCAUAUUCUUUUAAGUGAUGGAGUGUGUUGGCGGAACAUGAAUAAACACACUUUGCUGUUUUUGAAAGGACUCUGUGGACAAUGAAAGACAAAACAGAAGAAUGUGUGUCUGAAGUGAAAUGCUGCUUAAUAAAACAAACUAUAUAUAACCUGUA
Solea solea (common sole) is the source of this 5072-nucleotide messenger RNA. Its product is annotated as ankyrin repeat and SAM domain-containing protein 6-like. Bases 1274 to 4075 code for a protein of 933 amino acids. The record is from RefSeq and is a predicted model, not a curated record. Gene Ontology annotation, molecular function: protein binding. The transcript has 18 exons. Gene Ontology annotation, cellular component: cytoplasm. Lineage: Eukaryota; Metazoa; Chordata; Actinopteri; Pleuronectiformes; Soleidae. Gene Ontology annotation, biological process: innate immune response.